Molecule: messenger RNA, 300 nt
Organism: Thermothielavioides terrestris NRRL 8126
Lineage: Eukaryota; Fungi; Ascomycota; Sordariomycetes; Sordariales; Chaetomiaceae
Product: histone H4-like protein
Exons: 2
Biological process (GO): nucleosome assembly
Cellular component (GO): nucleosome
Molecular function (GO): DNA binding; structural constituent of chromatin; protein heterodimerization activity
Source: RefSeq, a predicted model, not a curated record
GGCAAGGGCGGAAAGGGCCUCGGCAAGGGCGGCGCCAAGCGCCACCGCAAGAUUCUGCGUGACAACAUCCAGGGCAUCACCAAGCCCGCCAUCCGCCGUCUGGCUCGCCGUGGCGGUGUCAAGCGUAUCUCUGCCAUGAUCUACGAAGAGACCCGCGGUGUCCUCAAGUCCUUCCUCGAGGGCGUCAUCCGGGACGCCGUCACCUACACCGAGCACGCCAAGCGCAAGACGGUCACGUCGCUCGACGUCGUCUACGCCCUCAAGCGCCAGGGCCGCACCCUCUACGGCUUCGGUGGCUAA